This is a messenger RNA of Trypanosoma theileri, 324 nucleotides long. RefSeq lists its product as uncharacterized. Lineage: Eukaryota; Euglenozoa; Kinetoplastea; Trypanosomatida; Trypanosomatidae. Bases 1 to 324 code for a protein of 107 amino acids. The record is from RefSeq and is a predicted model, not a curated record. The transcript has a single exon.
AUGUUUGAAGUGGGUGGUCUCCUUGAAAACCAAAUUCUUUUUAUUCUUCUUUUCAAUACAUGCGUUCUUAGGAAUGACAUUCCCUUGGUGACGUUUGGCCAUCGAAAGUUGAAGCCAAUGCCCAUUAUCCCUUAUUCUUUCGUGGGAAGCCAUGGGCCAUUAUGCCCUUUUCUUGGGAGUUUACGGAUUCAUAAGCUAAAAACAUCAUACAGCACCGGGGCCAGCAGAGUCGUGCUAAUACAAAACUUUAUCCAAGAAUAUUCUGGAGCGUGUAUCAUUGUGCCAUCGGCAGCAGUUUCUUUUACAUAUUGCACUCUAGUGUGA